AUGGACGCUUCGCCAGAAAUUCGGGAGGAGUCGGCAGGGAUGGGGCAUGUUCCCCGUCGCACCAGCUCAAUCAUUUCUAGAACCGCGUCUUCUUCCUUCCUCAAGAGGAGACGAAGGCUCAGCGAUCGAGUACUCUAUUAUAUGAGCAGAGAGCGCUCCAUGACUGGCCUAGCACGCCAUGUUCGCAAGCUCAAGAGCCGUUUUCUAGUGCUCAAGGUCCUGGCCUCAGUCGUCGCCCUCCUGGGCAUAGUCUUCGCUGUUGCCUCCAUAGAACUUUGCACUAUCAUCCAGAAUGAUGCUUGUGAAGCAAAAGCUCACGAAGAAAUCUUCAUCAAGAGCACUGGAACAGUCCUAGCGGUCGCUCUGUCAAUUUUGGUCUGCAUGUGCAAUCAAUGUCGAUACCGAAUCUUAAAGCACAGCGAAACAUUCAACGCCCUUAACGACAACCGAGCCAUCGAUGAUAGCAGGUUAGAGUCAUACAGGAGAUAUCUCCACGUUAGCACGGCCAUUGAAGUCAUUCUUUCCAUGAUACAUCCCAUCCCAGGAUUUUCGAAAUAUGUCAGAGUAGAAACCAUGGGUCACAUUGAGACGCACAGUAUUGACGAGAUCCUUACGAUCAUCAUGAUUGUAAAAUUGUACCACUUCUGUAACCUCGCCAUGGCUUAUGUGCAGAAGAGAAUUAUAGACGACACAGCCUUCUCGACAGGUGAUCUCAAAGCCAUGAAGCUCUCCAUGAAGAAUUCUUUCUCCUUUACAUUUCGUAUUGCAAUGAGACAUCAUGCGAUCGAACUCAUUACGGUGGUUCUGGUUUUUGUGAUCUUUGUCUCGUCGUAUGCGCUCCGCAUUGCAGAAGGAAGAUGGACCAACGGCGCGUCUCAGUAUUAUUGGACAAAUCUCUGGAUGAGCCUCUCAACGUUGUCUACAACGGGAUACGGGAUAUUUGCUACAUCUCACUUGAUCUCCGCCAUCAUCAAAGCUUUUGAACCUUCAAAAUGGGAGGAUCAGUUGAUUGAGCAAUUACUCUGCCUCAAGGCAAAGGGACGUGUCGUCUUGAUAUGCGCCAGAAUCUUUCAAAACAAGUUCAGAUUCGCCAAAGGAAGAAUCUCGAGGAUAUUCUUCGAUUACAACAGAAAGCAGCUCCGAGUGCAGCUUGCAAGUGCGUUGCUCGAGAUGAAGGAAUACAAGCUGGAGGCAAGAGCUCGAGAUGGGCAAAGCAACGGGCCGCGCGUCGAACAUUUCAAGUCGGUGGUUGAAAUGGCCCAUCGUGCUUUGCCUGCGGUUGAUUCGCAUCCAAACGCAAGCGAGGAUGGCAAUGUGGAGGACAUUGAAGUGAAGGAUCAGGGAGCUUUCGCUGCUUCGCUACGACUCUCCGAGGCUCUCAAACGUCUCGAAACUUCACUUUCUUCAGUUCCUACUACCACCAGCGCCUUGUUUUCCAGAGCAACAGUCACUGUUGGUAGCCCACGAAAGUCUAAACGCGCAACCGUGAGGAAAGCAAAGAUGUCUCCAAGACUCCCGGUUUCAUCGCAAGAUUCAGUCUCGGCUGAGCUGGGGUAUGUCUACGAAGGAAGCUCCUUUGUUCCGAGCCAUUCGCUGCACCUUUGA
Messenger RNA from Guillardia theta CCMP2712, 1605 nucleotides. RefSeq lists its product as hypothetical. NCBI's taxonomy places the organism in Eukaryota, Cryptophyceae, Pyrenomonadales, Geminigeraceae. Gene Ontology annotation, cellular component: plasma membrane. Gene Ontology annotation, biological process: potassium ion transport. The record is from RefSeq and is a predicted model, not a curated record. The coding region runs from base 1 to 1605 and encodes 534 amino acids. Gene Ontology annotation, molecular function: small conductance calcium-activated potassium channel activity; calmodulin binding. The transcript is spliced from 5 exons.